AUGGCACCCUCGGCGAUUGAAUCACAUCUUCCUAUUCAGAAGAAAACAGGGGAGGAGAGCAUUCCAAUCGUAAAAGAUGAGAAAGUCGAACAUGUUCAUGGUGGAGAGGAUUUAACUCCUUUGGAGGCGAUUAGUCAUGGAGGUGUGGUUAUGUCUGGUAUUCCAACCUUUCCCAAUCAUGCUGCUCACCGUCGCCACAUCCUCAUCCACAUGGCGGCCGUCUUCCGAGACUUUUCACGUCGUGGUUUCACCGAAGGAAUGUCAGGACAUAUCUCCGUCCGAGACCCAGAGUUUGAGAACUACAUCUGGAUGAACCCCCUUGGUCGACAUUUCGGUCUGAUGACUGCUGGUGAUAUGAUGUGUUUAGAUUUAGAGAGUGGAAAAGUUGUAGGAGGAAAUCGAUCUCGUCCUGCCAAUGCCGCUGGGUUUUUGAUCCAUUCUGCAAUUCACAAAGUACGUCCUGAUGUACAUGCUAUUUGUCAUGCACACACAAAUGCUGGUCGAGCAUGGUCCGUCUUCGGUCGACCCCUCGAUAUGCUCAACCAAGACAUCUGCAACUUCCACAACAGCAUCGCUGUCUACGCCUCCUACGGCGGCAUCGUCUUUGCCUCUGAAGAAGGCGCCAACAUUGCGCGUGCCCUCGGUCCCCACAACAAAGUAGCCAUCCUCCUCAACCACGGCUUAUUAAGCACCGGAUCCACCGUCGACGAAGCGGGAUUCCUAUUCGCGCUCUUAGAUCGCGGAUGCGAAAUCCAAUUGAAAGUCGAAGCGGCGGUGGGAGGAACCCGCGAUGCGAAUGGAGAGCUGAAGAAAGGAGUAUAUGUGAUUGAGGAUGAGGAGGCGGCGUAUAAUUUCAAGAUGGCGAGUGAGAAGAAUGCGUUGUAUGCGGAGAUACAACCGGAUCUGGAGUUUGAGAUGGAGAUGGCGGGGCCGGGGGUGGUGGAGAGGGGUGUUGAGAAGCAGAUUGUGGAUCAUGGGUUGUGA
This is a messenger RNA of Botrytis sinoallii, 984 nucleotides long. RefSeq lists its product as uncharacterized. Gene Ontology annotation, molecular function: actin filament binding. Gene Ontology annotation, cellular component: cytoskeleton. The transcript has 4 exons. The record is from RefSeq and is a predicted model, not a curated record. NCBI's taxonomy places the organism in Eukaryota, Fungi, Ascomycota, Leotiomycetes, Helotiales, Sclerotiniaceae. The coding region runs from base 1 to 984 and encodes 327 amino acids.